AUGAAGAGGAACUGCUACUCAAUCUUACUAGAAGCUGCAUCCGAUGCAUCGCUCAUUGCAGCCAUACGGACACUCUAUCAGCGGAAUGACCAGUUGCAAGUGAUAUUGAUACAGCUGCAUCAGCAGUAUCCCCAUUUCGUCUCGGAAAAAGACGAGGAUAGGCUAAGUAUAGUGCCUCAACUGUGUCGACCGAACAACGCCCUUGAUUUGUCGGAUACAGACAUCUUACAGAAUAAUCUGCAGGCGCAAACCGCCAAACAUGACGCCAUUGUAGAGGAAUUGGAGGAGUUAACGACGAAGAUUGACAAGAGCUUGAAGAAGAGAGGUCGGAUUUCGUCUUGGGCAUGGUGA
Messenger RNA from Parastagonospora nodorum SN15, 351 nucleotides. RefSeq lists its product as hypothetical. Lineage: Eukaryota; Fungi; Ascomycota; Dothideomycetes; Pleosporales; Phaeosphaeriaceae. The record is from RefSeq and is a predicted model, not a curated record. The transcript is spliced from 2 exons. Bases 1 to 351 code for a protein of 116 amino acids.